Molecule: messenger RNA, 1079 nt
Organism: Aspergillus sclerotioniger CBS 115572
Lineage: Eukaryota; Fungi; Ascomycota; Eurotiomycetes; Eurotiales; Aspergillaceae
Exons: 1
Coding region: 104-832 (242 amino acids)
Source: RefSeq, a predicted model, not a curated record
CUGUCAGAUCACUCAGGGUUUGACAAUCAAUCAACUUUCCUACAACACCACUCUAACCCUACAAUCCGCACCAGUCCCACCCUCAAUCAAAAGCAUAUCCAGCAUGUCCAACCACGCGCCCCCCGCAUUCGACGUCUACUUCAUCUUCCAAAAACAAGAGCUCAAGCUCGCCUUCAACUCCACCACCCACGCAAAUGCCUACCACAGCUUAAACCGCGAGGGCCGGAUCUUCACCCAUGAGCCCACAGCCGUCUACCUCCCCCUCUCCCCAGCCAUGACCUACCUCCGCGACAGCAGCAGUGGGCUCGUGAUCGGCUUCACCUCCCCCGAAGACGCAGACACCUGGUGCCGGAACUCCAUCCUAGGCCAUAUCUACGCGACCGAACCCUCCACCGAAGUCCGGAUCCGACGUACCUGGACCGACGAGGAACUCGACGAGGUCCUUCGCGCGCAGCACCAUACCAACGGGUUCCGAAACAGCGUUCCUCUUCCACUGCGCGCAGCCAUGGCACCGAAUACACCUCCUUCACAUACGGGCUCUAAAUCACGUCCAACUAGCGGACAGUUUGCUCCUCCUCCUUGGGCCCAGGUGGGAUCUGCAUCUGCAUCCCCGUCCCCGCCUGCGACUUCUCAUCAUGCAUACUCGCCGGAUUUGACACAGCAACCGAAGAGUACUUACACACACACGGCGUAUCGUCCAUCGCAUGCGCCAUCGGACUCAAUACAGCAUCCUAGAGCGAGUUAUCCGUCGGUAGAGGUGGAGCAUUUGGAUGUACCGCCUCUGAGAGUGGGACAUCCCGCGGGAGGUGCCCCGACUGCACCUGUUCAUUAGACUGAAUAUGGAUUGGAAUAGUCUGGAAUAUUGUGGGUGGAUUGACGUUAGCAUAGCGAUGGCGUGAUUUCAUGGAAAGCAUGUUUUUUUUCCUAUCUGUCUUUAUUUCUUUCUUUCUUUUUUAAUUUGAUAGAAUUAGAUACCAAAUACUACUAUAGACAUAUCAACCCAUUCAUCACAUCACAUCACAUCACACAUCCAUCACGGAAACACUCCGCCAACAUACACACAUACUCAUACCUUACCA